AUGUCUAAGCCAACGAAGAGAGACCGAGAACGAGAGGAGGCGGCUAACAUUAGCGCAUUUACCACGGUGCUAACUGAUAAGCUAGCCGAGACAAAAGCGGAGUUACUGGCGGAGAUUAAAGACACUUAUUCCAAAUACGAGACGAAGCUGAACGCUGUCCAGGCCACUGUUGACGACCAUGCCACACGCAUUUCUGGUUUGGAACGGUCUGCAGACGAUACUACCACUGAUGUUACGGAUGUCCAGGCUAAGCUAUCUGAGCUGGUCGGUGACAAUGCUAAGCUCAAGGCUAAAGUAAUGGAUCUUGAAAGCAGGAGUCGUCGUAACAACAUCAGAAUCGUCGGGCUACCGGAGGAUGUUGAGGGCGUCAAGCCAACAACCUUUUUCUCCCAACUACUUGUUGAUGUGCUUGGUGCUGAUACUCUUCCGUCACCCCCGAGGCUGGAUAGGGCGCAUCGCACGCUAGCUGCUAAGCCAGGGCCCCAGGGUCGACCACGGGCUGUCGUGAUAUGCUUCCACCACUUCGAAACGCGGGAGCUGGUUGUGCGAGCGUCCCGGAAACUACGAGGCAAGCUAAAGUAUAAGGACUCUGCCAUCCACAUAUUUGAGGAUUGUAUUCCGGAGGUUAUGGAGCAACGCAACCGGUACAGAGACGUCAUGAAGUCACUCUACGAGCUGGGAUGCAGACCUGCUUUGAGAUGUGCGAGAGCCGCCGAGCGUCUCAUCCGGGAUGUCACCGCCCGCCAGACUGGGGGAGGGGGGGAGGAGGAGGAGGGGGAGGAGGGAGGAGGAGGGGGAGGGGGGGAGGAGGGAGGAGGAGGGGGGGGGGGGUCUGGUGUGGUUAUAGGGCGUGUUAACGGGGUGCGCCUCCCUCUGCACCUCCCUCUGUGCCUCUCUCUGCACCUCCCUCUGCACAUCCCUCUGCGCCUCCCCCUGAACCUCCCACUGCACCAACCUCUGUGCUCCCUCUGCACAUCCCUCAGGACCUCCCUCUGCACCAACCUCAGUGCUCACCUCUGCACGUCCAUCUGCUCCUCCAUCUGCACCUCCCUCUGCUCCCUCGCCUCCCUCUGCUCCUCCCUCUGCUCCUCCCUCUGCACCAACCUCUGUACUCCCACUGCGCCUCCCUCUUCUCCUCCCUCUGCACCAACUUCAGUGCUCACCUCUGCACCUCCAUCUGCUCCUCCAUCUGCACCUCCCUCUGUGCUCCUUCUGCACCUCUCUCUGCGCCUCCCUCUGCUCCUCCCUCUCCUCCCUCUGCUCCUCCCUCUGCACCUCCCUCUGCACCAACCUCUGUACUCCCUCUGCUCCUCCCUCUGCGCCUCCCUCUGCACCUCCCUCUGUGCUCCCUCUGCACCUCUCUCUGCGCCUCCCUCUGUGCCUCCCUCUGUAUGGAUUGCUGCUGCGCUCGUAAACAGAAUGUCACGGCAGCACCUACAGACCUACAAAACAUCAAAACAACAGGAUCUCAUGCAAGAGUGA
Messenger RNA from Knipowitschia caucasica, 1482 nucleotides. Lineage: Eukaryota; Metazoa; Chordata; Actinopteri; Gobiiformes; Gobiidae. The record is from the annotation of a GenBank genome assembly.